Rubroshorea leprosula is the source of this 982-nucleotide messenger RNA. The record is from the annotation of a GenBank genome assembly. NCBI's taxonomy places the organism in Eukaryota, Viridiplantae, Streptophyta, Magnoliopsida, Malvales, Dipterocarpaceae.
CUUAGAAAUCUAUAGUUGUGCCAAUCUAAAAUCCCUACCUAAGAGGAUGCAAAAUCUUGCCUCUCUUCAAUGUCUAACAGUUUGUGACUGUCCAUGUCUUGAGUCGUUUCCCAAAGGGGGUUUGUCCCCUCAACUAUUAGUACUGGAGAUCUGGGAUUGCAUAAAUUUGAAGGAGCCAAUGUCAGAGUGGAACCUACACUCUCUAGCCUCUCUUAAAGAGCUCAUCAUUGUUGGUGCACCAGAUACAGCUUCGUUCCCUGAUGAAAAGUGUCUGCUUCCUACGACUCUCACUUCUAUACUCAUUUCUAGACUCAACAGUUUGGAAUCUCUAUCCACAGAACUACUAAACCUGACCUCUCUUGAAGAGCUAGAAGUCAACGAUUGUCCAAAGCUUCAAGAGUUGCCAAGGGAAGGAAUGCCUGCAACACUUGAAAAACUUUGUAUCAGAAACUGUCAACUUCUACAACAACGAUUAAAGAAGAAAGGAGCAUAUUGGCCGUUGAUAGCCCGCAUUCCUUGUAUAGAAAUAGAUGGUAUCUCUUCUUGUUUUCUGUUAUGUUCGGAUAAACUUUUGUUGGACUACUUAAUUCUUGUUGAGGCUGGUGGUGAUGGAUUCAAGGAGGAGGAGAACCACAGAGCCCCUUACCUUCUCUCAGAGCUACUUUGGGUCUUCCCUCUGGUAUCACAGUUGAAUGAAUGUCUGGACCGUAUGAUAGAAACUCAUCCAAAACGCUUAAAUAGAAAGCAACUGUCUCCUCAGCCGCCUGCUGUCUACUUUAGGCCAAGAGUUCCAGCAAGAACCAAAGCAAUGCGUAUUCUACGUAUCGUAAUUCUUUUGCAUGUUUCAGAGCCGAGCUGGCAUCCAAGCACUGGCAGCAUCUUCCUUGAGCUCGAGGAUUUCCAACUUCUGAACAACGGAUGACACUAACCAUUUGUACACAUACUUGGUACUUGUAUCAGCAAAUAAACUGUAUGGUUGAAU